Messenger RNA from Aspergillus pseudonomiae, 1912 nucleotides. RefSeq lists its product as uncharacterized. The transcript has a single exon. The record is from RefSeq and is a predicted model, not a curated record. Lineage: Eukaryota; Fungi; Ascomycota; Eurotiomycetes; Eurotiales; Aspergillaceae. The coding region runs from base 279 to 1559 and encodes 426 amino acids.
UCGGAUGUGCAGAGGGCGCGUAACUUGCACCAAUAGAGCCACAGAACGGGAGGAUCUCCAUCGCACUUCAACCUUCUCCAUGGCUGGCGCUUCACACUAUCACAUCCAAUCACUCAGAACCCGUCUUUCAAUAUGUCGCUCAUACCCCCCUCUUCUUUCAGGAUGUGUGUCACUCUGUCUCUUUCUGUAAAGGAUUUGCGGUCUCCUUUGCGAUCCGCCACUAUGUUUAAUAAAGAGACUUAAUCACUAGGUUUGCUAUCUGGGUCCAUAAACAAGCAAUGUUGCCAGUUCACUUAAUCCUUGCUGCUCUACUAUCUCCUGUGGUUGCUACUGGAUCAGUAUCCCAGGAACAGUCAAAUCUCCUGAUUCAUAUUCCGAACCUGAGCCGUCGGACUGACGGCCACCCCACUACUUAUACCUUGGAUCAGUCUCUCCUCGCCAUCCAAAUCGGUGGCAUUGUAGGAGCGUACGUAAUCUUUGUCGCGAUCCUCUUGACAUUGCUCCUCUUUGUAGGGCGUCGUCUGAGAAGGACAGUGCAAUCGUCCAACUUCUCGUUGCAGGUAGAAAUGAUGAAGCCUGUCAAGCCUCCGCCCAGUAUGGAUCCAAGCCCAGUCACCCCAAUCUCUGCCAAUCUUCCCAGUCCGGGUAUGCCAAACGGGUUCAAUCGAUCCUGGAGCAGUUUGGGCAAGGGCCCACGGUCUCAUAUAGCCAAUAACAGCAGCGUGUCUACCAUUGACGAGUCGGUGGUUGCAUUGGACCGGCGCAGAGCGCAGGAAGAAAUGGAAAUGCUGUACGCCGCUGUUAUGGAACACGAUGAGCGGAGGGCAGCUGAGAAGGAGAGUGAGAUUCAUUCUCCGGAUAGUGCUCAAACGAACCCGUUCACCGAUCGUUCGUCGAGGCUGUCAGAAGCACCACCUCCCCCUCCUCCAGCGAAGAUGCCAGCGAGCCCGAGGGCCAGCUCUCGCCUGUCCAGAAUCUCUUCUCUCUCCCUUUUCAACAGCAAGUCUCACCCCGAGGCAAACACUGGCAAGCCGCGUACCCCCCGUACCCCUCGCAUUCCUCUUCGGAAGCUACCAAUUUCCUCCCCGUUGGGCUCCCCGGACGUGACGGCAUCCAGGUCGUAUGGAGAGGACCAGCCUCCCCUGACACCGCGAUUCUACAACCCACCGCCUCCGCCAACACCGCCAGUGGUGACAAUUCAAGGCGCAGGCGAGAAGAGAGUGUCAAAGGGCUCACGGGCGCCAGCCCCGGCGCCCUUGAGUAUGUCCGUGGCUGGCCACGGCUCAUCCUCUUUGCCCUUCCGUGACGCCUACCCGCAACAAAGUGCGCCUGCCACCAAGACAACCGUUCUGGAGCGCCCCUUGAAACCUAUGAAUGGUCCUCGAACGGGGAUGCCCACGCCAUACAGCCCGUAUAUGCCAUUUACGCCAGUCACGCCGCUUACACCCAGUCGGAUGGUCACCAAGCGGCAGAGGAAACGAGAAGCCAAGGAAAGCGGAUUACGGGUUCUUAAUGAAGAUGAUAUAGUCCGGGAUAAUGAUGAUAUGUGGGGGACGUAGCGAGACACGACAUUUUGAUUGGUUCUUUGCCUUUUUGCCUUUGUUUUCUUGGCUAUUGAAGUUUUUCCUUUUGAAUCGAGGCGUUUUGUGAUGUUGCGGCGGAGGGGAUGUUUUCGAACCCGGGCCGGUAACCGCACUAUAUCCAAGCUAUGCCAGGGCAAGCAUAAAUCAUUGAAUACAUAUACAUACUGCACAGUAGCAAGAUAGCAUUGUUGUCCACCGGGGACUAGUACACUGGAGUGGAUGGGUCUUGUCUCCGCUCCGCGUUCAUUAUUCGCUCGGCCAGAGGCUUGACCGUCGUCAUCACGGUCCUCAACGCCGACUCUCCGACCCUCUCGGUCCUCUUCAUUCGA